AUGCACGAACGUAGAGCUCAGUGGAGUUACAUGCAUCUACUUUUCCUACUCUUCCUCCUCCUUCUUCGACCAUCGCAUGGAGACUACGUCGUGAAGGAGAUUCCUAAACCUGGACCCUAUCUCACCCUCCUUGAUGAUGAAGUUGAUUUGGAUUUUGGGCACGAUGCAAACGCCAACAACGAUGACGUGGGCGCCGACUUCCUUUUCGUUCGACUGGACUCAACCUAUGGCAGUCCUUUUGCACGUCUUCCACCUACGGAUUUAAGCAACAAUGACACCCUCACCUCCCAAAUGAUUAUGCCCUCAGGUGAAAUGUUCCCCUGGUACUCUAUCACCGGACUGUCUGCUCAACCAACAUCAGUAGAGACUCGCAACUGUCCGUGGAACUCCUCCGCCUGUCCAAAAAAUGAAGUGUACUUACGAUUCAACUUCCUUCUCGUGGAGGAUGUGGAUAGAACGGUCGGUGAAAGAGGUUCAUUCAAUCUUGUCACUGUGGCGCCUUACCUCCACGUUGACUACGAGCCCAUGUCUGGCGUAGUACGGGCCUCAUGGGCCAAUUAUGUCAUCUCGGAGGCCCUCCUUCCUGGUGGCAUUUCUGAUUGGACCACUGUGGAGGUGGUGGUGAAACCAGACACCGCAGAAAUGGACCUCGUUGUAUCAACUCAGGAGGGUGAACAGGCUUUUGGUAGGGUACGUAUGUUCGUCGGUCCUCUAGCCUCGCCAAGUUCUCUUCCCCCGGCUGGCAUUCAUGUUGGACCUACUAAUCAUACUCGACGAGUCCUCACUGCUGUUAGCGUUGUUAGUGAAGAGACAACGCCCCUCAGUCGUUCCCGAAGGGAUAGCUACAGCUACGAGAGAGGCGCCAACGUUUCAGCCUUGAACUUCGAGGGCACCAACGGCUUCGUGCGCUACGAUUUCCGCAAUCGCAUUAAACUUCCGCGGUCGGACGCGGAAGUGGGAAGAGAGGAGGUGGCACUGGAUUUUGUUAUUAAACCGGGUGUCACAUCUGGCCUCCUGUGGUUCGCUGAAGGAGCUGCCUCCAAGAGUUUCAUUGUCAUCAAGGACUCUAAACUCUACUACAAGUACAUCGCGUACGACGAGACCCUUGGAGCCAAACGGACGCUUACUGAAGAAAUAGUCAUCAAUGAGACUCUGGAACCCGGAAAAACACAUCGUCUACGACUGAAUCGUUAUCAGGAUGUGCUUCGAUUGAGCCUCGGCACACAGCAACGAUUCAAGAAAAUUGUCUCUGGCAAAGCACCAUUGAUUCCCGAGAAUGGAGUGAUCUACAUCGGUGGGUCGGACAAUGCUGCAAUUUCAACCGAUGGUGAGGUCGCUCGAAACUUCGAUGGCAGUGUUACUGCAGCCAAGAUCACGCAGGAGGGUUCAGGCAUCACCAACUUGAACAUGCUGGAGUUAAUCCGCGAUCCAGACUGGACACGUGACGUGCUACGCAAGGGUGAUGUGCAAUACGAGUAUCAUAUGCCCUUCCAUCCUUCACCGCGAUUCCGACUGCACGACUCCUCAAUUCUCAUGCCAACAGCAUCAACAAGAGGCCAUGCGGGCAUCACACUGCACACCGCUCCCAUGCCCGUCACUUUCAUGGGCACUCAGUCCUCGGUGGUGCGUUUCGACACCUGGGACUUCUCUGUCUUCCACUCCUUUGAAAUCGAGUUCCGUACCUUCGAACCCAAUGGCGUACUCUUCUUUGUGUGA
Hydatigera taeniaeformis is the source of this 1716-nucleotide messenger RNA. Lineage: Eukaryota; Metazoa; Platyhelminthes; Cestoda; Cyclophyllidea; Taeniidae. The record is from the annotation of a GenBank genome assembly.